This is a messenger RNA of Amaranthus tricolor (Joseph's coat), 2164 nucleotides long. RefSeq names its product adenine DNA glycosylase. Gene Ontology annotation, cellular component: nucleus. Gene Ontology annotation, biological process: base-excision repair; mismatch repair. NCBI's taxonomy places the organism in Eukaryota, Viridiplantae, Streptophyta, Magnoliopsida, Caryophyllales, Amaranthaceae. The record is from RefSeq and is a predicted model, not a curated record. Gene Ontology annotation, molecular function: purine-specific mismatch base pair DNA N-glycosylase activity; oxidized purine DNA binding; adenine/guanine mispair binding. Bases 159 to 1574 code for a protein of 471 amino acids. The transcript is spliced from 7 exons.
CCACUCCUUUACUCAUGUCAAGAUAGCCGAUAGGAUGUUGAACCCUUCAAUUUUCACUAGACUACCCUUUUCGAGCGGGAAAACAAUCUUCGUCUUCAAAAAUAACUCCUUUACUUUCUCUGUCCUCUCUUCUUCUCAUUCCUCCAUUAACCCUUUCCAUGUCCAAACCCACCACCACCAGAAGAGCUAAAAAGGGCACAGAUAUCUCAUCAAAACCCUCUUUAAUCACCACCCCCAUCAAGAGAAAACGACCCACAAAGCAUCUGAACUGUGCAAAAAAUGAAGAUGAUAGUGGGGUUACAGACAUAGAAGAUUUAUUGAAGUUUAGUAAUAAAGAAAUUGAAGAAAUAAGGGUGUCUUUAUUAGAAUGGUAUGACGAGUAUAAGAGAGAUUUACCUUGGAGAAGAUUGAAGGAUGAUGAUAAUGGAGGAGAGAAAAAGGCUUAUGGGGUUUGGGUUUCUGAAAUUAUGCUGCAACAAACAAGGGUUGUUACUGUUAUUGAUUAUUAUAAUCGUUGGAUGAAGAAAUGGCCUUCAAUUCAUCAUCUUUCUAUGGCUUCUCUUGAGGAAGUGAAUGAAAUGUGGGCUGGCUUGGGAUAUUACAGACGAGCAAGGUUUUUGUUAGAGGGAGCGAAACAGAUCAAUGAAGGGGGCAGUUUCCCUCGAACAGUGUCUUCUCUGAGGAAGAUCCGUGGCAUUGGAGAUUAUACCGCUGGUGCUAUAGCCUCUAUUGCAUUCAAUGAGGUUGUCCCUGUUGUAGAUGGCAAUGUGGUUAGGGUGCUUGCUAGACUGAAGGCUAUAUCUGCAAAUCCAAAGGACUCAGCAACCGUAAAGAGAUUUUGGAGCUUAGCUGGUCAACUAGUGGAUCCUUCUAGGCCUGGAGAAUUCAAUCAGGCGUUAAUGGAGCUUGGUGCAGUUAUAUGCACACCGACAAGCCCUAGCUGUUCUGAAUGUCCAGUGGCUGUUCAAUGUCACGCGUUAUCAUUGUCUCGCCAAGGCGGCUCUGUUACUGAUUAUCCACUAAAAGUUGUAAAGGCUAAGCAGAGGAAGGAAUUUUCCGCGGUUUGUGUUGUGGAGUUAUCAGAAACCCAGGAUUUGGUUGAAGGCAGCGAGGGAACUAGUCAUUACCUUCUUGUGAAGAGGCCCGAUGAAGGCCUACUAGCUGGGCUUUGGGAAUUCCCAUCUGUGCUAUUAGGACAGGAGUUUGAAACAGAAAUUAGAAGGAAAGCAAUCGAUGAAUACUUAAAAACAUCUUUUAAUCUUGAUGUAGGGAAAACGUGCAAAGUGAUCGUGAGAGAGGACGUUGGAGAGUAUGUCCAUAUCUUCAGUCACAUACGGCUGAAGAUGUAUAUUGAAUACUUGAGAAUACACGUAAAAGGUGGGAUGAAUUUCUUGCGAAGUGUGUCAGAUGAUGGAAAUAUCGUCUGGAAAUGUGUAAAUUUCGAGGAAAUUUCAAGCAUGGGUCUAACGUCUGGUGUCCGGAAGGUUUACACUAUGGUUCAGGAGUUGAAGGAAAAAGGCUCGAGUGCUGCAACUCGAGACACUAAGCCAACAAGAUCGAGAAAGAGAAGCUGAAUAAAAUGUACUCCCUACUUUGCUGCAUUAGAACUUGUAGCACAUUUUGUAUAAUCUCCUCAUUGGGACAGAGAUUCUAAAGCAAUUUACGCUCUGUUGAGCUUUGCUCGUGGGUCGUAACUUCCCAGAGAACAAGCUUUGUCAGGAGUCGAGGGCAUUAGAUGGGAUGGUUCAUGGUUUUUACUAGUGAACUAGAAGCUUUGAUGUAAAGUUUUUGCAUACUUAGUAAGAAUUAUACUUCUUUUUUCAGAGUGUACUAUAAGCGGUUGGCCCUCUCCAUCACGACCCUUUUUUAGUUUGGCUCGAUUUUAUUGGAAAGUUGGUGUUUUAACGGUUAAAGAAGCCUUAAAAUUGCACAGAGUCACUAGUUCAAGUCUUAUGGUUGGGCAAUUUGUUUUUAUACAUUUUUAAUAAAUGCGCUAUUCAUCAAGUCACCUUCAGCCGGAAGAAGCCAUUUGCUGAAAGCAAAAUACAGCAAAAGAACAGAUGUGGCCUAUGUGGGGGAACCAUUUGAAAUAGACCUAGGGAACGGGUUUUGCUAUAUUUUCUUUUUUAGUAGUUUUACGAGUUAUGAUAAUUUUUUUUAUUUU